UUUAUUGUUUCAAAUUAUUACAAAUCUUAUUUCAAAUUUCGUUCGUUUUCUUAAUCAUAUUUAAAUGAAUUCAGGGAACAACGAUUUAAAAACACUAGAGAGAAAAUUCUUGAGGCCCAAUUAACAUUCCACACGACUGUCGAAUAAAAAAAUCAUUGUUGAAGACACAUUUAGCUGCAACAACCAAUAGCAAUAUUGAACUACAUGCACUAUACAAUUCUUCCAUUCAAAUCACAUGCAAUGAAACAAGUAGUUUUUCACCUGAAAAUCUUGUAUUUAUAACCUUGAAACAUCUGUCAAACAACAUGGAUACAAGAUGAAUUAUAGACAGAAAAUCUUACAAAUUAUGGAAAAAUGUAUUUAACGAAAUAAAAUGCAAAUGUAAAUAAGCAUUAUAUUUUAGUCACUAUUAUAAAUCAAUGUGAUUAAUAUUUAGAUAGAAACAAGAACAUGUGUAAUUUAAUAGAUGCCCAUUGGUUUCCUUUAACAUCGCAAGGAAACAUUUAUUCAAUGACGAAAUUAUGUUCCACCAAUGGCUCCAACAAAGUAUUAGUGGCUUCUUUAAAAAGAAAAAUAUAUUCUUGUGAAUAUCAUUCAAUGCCAAAUUUAUAUUUAAGACCGUUGGUUAAGGAAUUACUAUUUACAUACAUUCCAAGUGGAGCAGAAAUCAUGUCAAUUGAUGCUUAUAAUAAAUCCGAUACAGGUGAUGGGUUUGUGAUAGGAAUAACAAUAAUUAAAGUAAGCACGGAUACAUCUGUAGAGAGAUAUUUGAAUAUAUAUACAGAAGGUGUUACGGAUGGAGAGGGUAACGAAUGUAGUUCUAUCGAAGCCAUAGCACAAAAUUGUUUAAUGGUAGAAUUGGCGUAUACGCCUUAUCAUUUAUAUCACACUAUAUUGCCGCAACAAAAUUCACAUAACGAGGUUGUUUGGUUAUUGUCUGGAAGUGAUUACAAGAUUCAUAUGAUCAGGGAAGAUAAAUUAAAUCAUGGUUACAGCGAAUCGUCGAUUGAGAAAUAUUUUCCUGAACUGCAUGAUAUUCAGGCAAUUUCAUUAUGGAUUAAUAUUUACUACUAUGAUGAAUAUAACUGGAGACUGACUGUAAUUGGUUGUGAAUGUGGUUUGGUGAAAGUUGCUAUCGUUAAUGUUUUAGAACUGAAAGUCCGUCGAAGUUGGAAAUUAAGAUAUGACACUCCCAUCUCCAGUGUAUAUGUAUUUCCACAAAAAAAUAAUAUUACAAAACCCAACUUCAUCGAUUCGAAUGGUGAAAAACAAUCUACAAGUGAUAAAGAAACGAAACUAAAUGUUCUUAUUGUAAAUACUUGUAAUGCAGUUGUCUUUAUGGACAUCCUGAAUAAUGGGAUGGACGAGGAUAUAACGUUAAACGGUAGUGAAACAUCUGAUUGUAUUUUAUGUUCUUGUAUCGCUGACAUCAAUAUGGAUGGUCAGAAUGAAAUAUUGUUGGGAACAUACGGUCAAGAAAUACUAAUAUUUUGUUUCAUAAAUGACACAUGGGAAUUAAUUGUUAAAAAGUUAUUUGAUGCACCUGUACAUUCUAUAUGUUACAUGGAUAUAACGAACGAUGGAAUGAAAGAACUUAUUGUACUUACACAACGUGGAGUACAUAUAUUACAGCAUAAUGUUGCGGACGUGAAAGAUAAAUGGAAAAAACGAUAUCAGAGAAUACUAGGAAGAAAUGAAUUAUAAGUUGAAUAUACAAUUUUUUAACUGUUACAUAAAAAGAGUUCAAACCAAUUUUAGUCUUUAAAAAGUGUUACGAUUAAAUUUCUGACUGAAGAUCAAAGAUUAAUAUAAAUCUAUAUGUAUGUAUGGAUACAUAUGCAUAUAUGUAUAUAUGUUUAAUGCGUAAUAUCAAAAUACGGGAGAAUCAAAGUUUUUAUCCUUAUAUUAACACAUGUACGUGUGAGAGACUAAUAAAUUAGCAUUAUAAAGUGA
This is a messenger RNA of Megalopta genalis, 1953 nucleotides long. RefSeq names its product KICSTOR complex protein kaptin. Gene Ontology annotation, biological process: cellular response to amino acid starvation; negative regulation of TORC1 signaling; actin filament organization. Lineage: Eukaryota; Metazoa; Arthropoda; Insecta; Hymenoptera; Halictidae. The record is from RefSeq and is a predicted model, not a curated record. Gene Ontology annotation, cellular component: actin cytoskeleton; KICSTOR complex; lamellipodium. Gene Ontology annotation, molecular function: actin filament binding.